UGUAACUAUUGAUAAGGAGCGAUUCAAUCAAGAAAGUGCAAGGCAGGGGAGACUACGGGGAAUCGGGACUAGACUAUGUUGAACCUGUAAAAAUGUCGCAUCUGCCUAUUUCAGUGAAGAAAUGCAAUAUAGAAAAACCAGCUGAUGAAUGUGCAGAGGCCCAGCCAUACCAGCGAAGCGGACAUUGUUGCGCCACCGAUGGAGUUAAUUUGUAUGUAUUUGGAGGGUACCAUCCAGAAUAUGUCUUUGUCGAUGAUAGGAAUCUGGAAGGAAUAGCAGAGCAUAAGGUAUUCAGAGAUUUGUGGUGUUACAACUUUGCUACAAAGACAUGGUAUGAGGUAAAAACAUCAGGAGUUACCCCUUCAGAGACAGCAUCAAUGUCAAUGAUACUGAGUGGAAACACUUUAAUCUGUUUUGGUGGAACUCUCUACCCAUGGGGGUCAAAGAGCAACAAUAAGAUAAACACCCUCAACCUCACAGAACGCAAAUGGAAAAUACUGGACUGCAACGAUACUAUCCCGGCAAAAUACGGACAGGCCAUGACCCUACAUGACGGAGCCCUCUAUGUGUACGGUGGAUGCAGACGGAUCACCGAGGUGGAUCAUCUGUUUGAUUCAGAGCUUCAUCGUCUAGACAUGAGGACUCAUGAAUGGUCUCUCAUCCUGGAUAAAGACCGGCAGGAGACGGCUACCAUGGCCCAUAUGAGAGGCAUGUACAGACAUGGAUUGGCUUACUGUCAGGACAAACUAUAUGUGAUCGGGAGCAGCUGGGAAGAGCUUACCAGCAUACCUUUAUAUCAGAAGGUACAUGUAUUUGAUAUAGCAGAAGGUAAAUGGUCAUGGCAGACAACAAUACCUACAGAAGACGACCGUUAUCCGCGGAGAAGAGCAUAUCAUGGCUGUGCACAAUGGAAGUCAGAAGUUUACAUGUGUGGUGGUCACGACGCCCGAUACAACGUCAUGGAUGAUAUAUGGUGUCUGCAUCUUCCUGAGCUGAGAUGGGAGCAGUUAUCCACCACUCUACCGGUACCAACCUUCUUUCACUCGGCAGCAAUAACUGAUGCUAAAUGUAUGUAUCUCUUUGGAGGUGUUAAAGGAUUUGCUGGCGGAGUCCACAAUAAUGACCGUGAGCGUACCAGGAUCAUCCAAAAGAUUUGGCUUGCCAUCCCUUCUCUUUCUGAACUCUGCUGGCAACAUGUUCUGGAUCUUUGUCCAGACAUGGCUAAGCUUUCCAAAGAGGACCUGUUUGGUCUGGGGAUACCAAGGAUUUUCACAGAAAGAUUAAAACCAGUUAGAUGAAAAUUAAUAGACCAUAGUUUUCCUUCUGGAGACUAUGAAAGAUAUAUGGUACUAAAUCCAGCUGACGUAGAUAAUACAUAUAUGUUGAUUACAGAAUGUUUAUUGUCCUUUAAUUAUGUUGUAUCCUGCUAUGCGAGAUGUGCAUGACACCAUGCUAUUGUUUACAAAUAUUAAAGAAUAAACUUAUUGACAAACCAUGCUCAAGCAAUGAAUGAUGGCGGACUAAUGAAUAUUAGAAGUCAGAAUGAAUCAGGAGAGCUUAGGUAUUUGUUUCUAGUUCAUCAUGACUGUGCCAUGGACCAGUUAUGGCCUGGUGGUAGAGUCGUUCCCCGGCAAGCAGUAAAUCAGGUUCAAACCUUUCUGGUUCAAAGAUUUUUCUGACUGUUUUCAAUUAUAGAUCAAUCAAUUGAUCUUUAUUUACUGAGUGUAAGCCACAAAUAUGUUUAAACAAUCUUUAGUUUGAUAGCUUGAUCACUGACUACCACAUUUAUUGGUGGACUUGCUUGCAGUGUUGUCUGAUUGUUUGGCUUCUAUUAUAGACACAAAGUUGUGAUCACACCAAAGAUGUUUAAACAAUCUAGUUCACUGCAGUUCAGUUCAGUUCAGUUGAUUUAGUUAUGGAGCUUACAAUCUACCAGCAGUCGUUUUACAGAAAAGCCAAAUGCCCUGGCGGUCAGUGCGAAUGAACGCUUAGAAUGUUUUGUUCAAUAAUUUGUAUGCUCCUUACCUUAAACAAUCAUCGUCACCUAGACAGUUGAGCACUUACUUGCACAAGGAAUUUCUAGAUGUUUGGAAGGUGAGCCAUCAAACUGAUGAAACAUUGCCAAAGAUUGAGGAAAAUUUGUCAGUUUUAGAGCGAUCACGCUUUUUGGGAGACCCAAAUACAAGAUUUUUACAAUGUGUUUAUUUAUUUUCUUUUUGCGAUGAUACUAUCAUACAAUCUAGUGAGUUGCCAAUUAAAAUUCAAGACCUUUCAGUCAGUGUGACAAAUUUCUUUAUUUUUUAUAUUUUAUUUUUUAAAUUAUUGUUAUAGAAAGAUUACACUUCUUUUCUCACAAGCAUCACCCCCACAUUGGAGCUUUUAUUUGAAUUUGAAAUCUUUGUUUAUUUUGUACACAUGUGAUUGUGAAGCUGCAAAAUUGAUUGUGAUUGUAUUUAAUGAAAACGUUUCUAAAAAUGAAUAAGGAUGUGAGGUAGAUAUCACGCUUUUCUCUGUCAGUUUGAUAUCUAUUACUUCAGAACAGGAUGACCUUAGUGGUAAUUAAUGAUCGGAACUCUUUUAAUUGAAGUUUAAUGGAUUAUUAUAUUAUUAUACAAUAUGAAUGUAUUACUUUAUGUCCAGUGUGUGAUAUCCAAUGUUUAUUGAUAAAAAUGAUCAUUUAUAUAUCUAUUUUUUAAUUAUAUUAAUUACUUUGAAGUAGACCUAUUAUUGGUACAUGUACUCUGGACAAUACUUAAUCAGUACACAAGUCUUGUGGAUGACAAUAUGAAUUGGGUAAUGAACAUGAUAAGCCUUUUGUAUGAUUAAUAUUCUGUGUUUUAUCUCUGACAAAUAGGUCAAAUGCUGCAGUAGUAAUUUAACAAGUGAGUAAUGGACAAAACUGUUAAGUGCAUGAUACAAGAUAUGAAAUCAUAUGUACAUUGUGUUUGUUUGUGUAUGCAAGUGAACUCUAAAGUGCUACUUGCAAGCAUAACUUUAAGCCUACCGUAAUUGGUUUUAGACAAACAUAUAUUUGAUUCAGUAAAACCUUUUUUCCAAACUGCAGUGUCCCUAAUUUGUUGAAUUGUCAGCAUUAGUAAAUAGCUAAUGACUGAAAAUGCAAAGACCAGUAACUUUUGUCACAGAGUAUGUAACAUAAAUUUCAGUGAAACAUUUUCCUAAUAUCAAAUCUUGUUCAAUGUCAAAUUAUGUUAUAUCAUUUUGAUAACUUCUUGAAAUGUUUUAUGUUUAUUGUUUUGUUAAUUAUGAUUGAUUUUACUCUACUUGAAGACUAGAAAUUACAGAACAUUGUUUAGCAAUUUGGGUGAUCUUGCAAUUCAUGAACUAGAAAAUAAAAAAUACUUUUCAAAGGCUUUAAGUUUAUUGAAACAUGGUGCUGCUUUUAUGAAAAAUAGUAAUAAGUUGCCUAUAUUAUGUGUAUAAACUAUCUUACAACUCAAUGUGUUUCUAGUACUGUAUAUUUAGGUACAAUAUGAACUAUUAUGGUGUUUUGUAAAAGGUUAUGUCUAAUUUGCAAACAAAAUAAACCAUUUGUUUAAAACUACCUGAUAA
This is a messenger RNA of Strongylocentrotus purpuratus (purple sea urchin), 3570 nucleotides long. Its product is annotated as kelch domain-containing protein 10. Gene Ontology annotation, biological process: positive regulation of stress-activated MAPK cascade. Lineage: Eukaryota; Metazoa; Echinodermata; Echinoidea; Camarodonta; Strongylocentrotidae. The transcript is spliced from 8 exons. Gene Ontology annotation, molecular function: protein binding. The record is from RefSeq and is a predicted model, not a curated record. The coding region runs from base 93 to 1298 and encodes 401 amino acids.